Eimeria mitis is the source of this 2688-nucleotide messenger RNA. RefSeq lists its product as uncharacterized. The record is from RefSeq and is a predicted model, not a curated record. The transcript has 11 exons. The coding region runs from base 1 to 2688 and encodes 895 amino acids. Lineage: Eukaryota; Apicomplexa; Conoidasida; Eucoccidiorida; Eimeriidae.
AUGGCAAGAGGCAGGAAUUGUGAAGGCGGAGGACCAUUCAUUCGGCCGGAAGACCUGCACAUGUGGCUCAUUUCUUUUGCACUUCUAAUGGUCCUGACGUCGAGCCUGUCUUUCGCCUCAAAUCAGUUCCGCCCAACAGAUGGCCCUCUUUGGGUUGAGUUCGCGAUCGUGGUUAAUUGGAGUGUUGCUUUUGGGGCGUGCGUCAUAAUGUGGUCAUUGGCACGCCUGUUCAACAGCGAGAAGACCGAGUGGAAGCUCCUCUCUCUGUCUUUGUUCUCCGUUUUAGUGCCUCGAUCCUGCUUACCAUUUCGCUUUGGCGAGUUUGUAAUGCAUCAAAUGUGCUUCAUGGGAUUCAACUUCUUCACCGACCACAUCUCCUGGAAAACAAAUACAUUCUGCGGCCUCUCGCUGAUAAUUAUGACUGUUGCGGACUUUAUCUGGAGUGUAAUACCUCCUUUCGUUGCGUUGAUGAAAUUCUACGCAUUUGUUAUAACGGUUAUUGUUGGCAAUUUGGGCUAUCGCAUAGUGCAGGUAUUUUACAGGCAACUGCGGGAGGCGAAACGGCCCGCACGCCCUACUUAUGCAUGCGUUGGCUCAAAUAUUGGCUACAGAGACAAAUGGAUUAAGUCCGCUGAUCCCCCGAAGGCUGCAAUGAACCAAGCGAUGCACUCGUUUCUACUCUACGUCUAUAGGCAGCACACCACAGCUCCAACUGGCGAGUUCCUGCGACCGGCAGACCCCUCCUCCAUUGGGCAAAGACACUUACAGUUUACUAGAAACAGCGUGGGAGCCUCGUCCCCAAUUCGAGGCUUUUCUCGAAAAAAAGCAACGAGUCCCACCUUGGCUUUAGCGCGGCGCUACUGGACUAAACUCGACAACUGCUCCCCCCUUUACUUCCAAGCCGUGCACCGCCGCCUUAUCUUGUGCAAAGAUGACAUGUUUCGAUAUGUCGUUGAGAUCGAAGAUUCGGGCGUUUGGAAUAAGGAGAAGGAGCUUCAGCUUUUCGCGGUGCCGAGCUGCCACUACGGUUACGUGGAUUCCAUGUGGUACCUGGACAUGACCUUGCCAGCUGCAUACGGCGGACGUGUUUGCUGUCGUUUUGAGAAUGCUGUGCACAGCAGAAAAGUUCUGCCUGCUGCAAGUACACAAUCUGAAGGCGAAGCUCUAAACGGGGCUGGCGUAUGGAUGCGUUCCCCCGCAGCGGCUUAUACAGCCCUGACGGGCAUUGACUCUGUAAAAACCGUUGAGAGGUACUCAUAUCUCUUCCGCAGCGCAGUAUCCCUUGAACACUGUCCUAGCGAUCUCUGCAAGUCAGCGGAAAGCGCCAUACCACCGUCUCUGUUCAGCUGCAACAAAGGUCAGCCGCUACUCGGCACGCAGCAGAAUGCAAUUUUGCAACAACACGAUGGCCUGCAGCUUCUUGAGCCCACCAUCGCGGAUACAAACGCCUCUGAUGCAACAAUGCAACCCUCGUGUUUUCGGCAACUUCCGUCUAAGGAGGACAGGAUGCUGAACGAGGAAAAUGUUCACGAGAUUCCGCCCGCCGAUACUUCGCAGCCUUUUCCCGAAGGGGAAGGUGCAGCACAACAGCGUCGGCAAGCCGAAGGCGGAAGGCGCUCCUUCAGGCUGAGGCGUCUCGGCUGGCGGUUUGGAUCGGUCAGAUCGACAAAUGCUUCAAGGUGUCCCCGCCUACAGGAAGAAACUCGGUCGUGUGGCUGCCUGCGGCAUCCUUGGGCUGUGGAAGGACACCGCAGUGUGGAGGGCAGAGACCCACACGCCAGCAACGGAAGUGGGGAGGAGGCUGUCGUGCCGAAGGUGAAAUGGGGGGUGUUCGAAGACAGUGCAAUCGAGAGAUGGUACCUACUUUGGCGGGCAGAGUAUAUUAUUCGUUUUUACAAGGAAAUCUGCUACAUCAGCCUGCUCAUCUGCGCUCUCCAGUGCUUGUUUGAUAUGACACGGCGAUACGUCGUCGAGUGUCUUAGCCUGGCAAUUGAACGGUACAAUGACACUAGCGCGGCGGAGUUGGAGUUCCUCGGUGUACGCUUGCAGAUGCCUUCAUGGAGAAGGACGCUGGCCGCCUUGUGGAAGCCUAUACUGCAAUAUUCAAUUCUGUCGGCGCUCAUUUUGCCCAUGAAAUUCAUGGAGAGCCGCGGGGGGAAGAACGUCUGGAAGUUCCAGCUCCUAGCCCUCGGGCAGGCAGUAACAUACACGGCGUUCGCAUUCUGUGAACUGCUAGGGAGAUGUUACAUUAUGGCGACAGAGCCCGUUUUCACAGCGGCGACGAAAAUUCCCAAAGGUGUGGAACUCACGUUUGUAGUUGGGGGCCAUCUGAUCCUUCCACUCUUUAGCAUUGCCGUCACUGUGCACCUGCGACGCAUUCCGGAGGCUACGAUUCUUGUUAUCUCCGUUGGUUCGGCUUUAGUGACAAUCGUCGUCCUGUCUGUUGUCGGCUGGGAAUUCAAGAUCGCAGCGUUCUUUAUGCUCAGUCGCACCCUUUACGCCCUGUUUUCCAUCAUGUUAGUUAGGGCCUUUGAAAACGUUAGGCGACAGCUUUUCGCAACUCAGGUGUUGCCCUUCCUGAUGUAUUUAUCGACGCUGGCGAACAGCCAGCGUGUUGAAAAUUUAUGUGCCAUUCGAAAAGAGCGAGACCAUUGUGGUUUCCAGCACGCGGAAAGUUCUCUGCCUUAG